AUGGAACCAGUGAGUGCUGAGUGCCAGCUGCCCCCGGAAGAUGAUUUAUUGGAAAUUAUGAUGGAGCAAAGCUUCACUGAGCCGGAGGAAAAGUCACAAGACAAACCAACCAGGAAAAUAAUUCCUAAAACUAAACUAUGCAAAGGUGUCAACAACAGGUACUGUGUUCUGCAUAUAAAGGAGGUAUAUGCACAAAGAGAAGAGAAACAUCUGACUAUUACAGCAUCUCAGGAGGGUGAUGAUCUGGAGCUCUGCAUUUUAAAGGAUGAUUGGGUAGCUCUUCAGAUCAAACCUGGUGAUAUAAUCCACUUGGAAGGUAACUGUUCUGUUGACAAUACAUGGACCAUAAGCAGAGACACAGGAUAUCUUAUCUUAUACCCCGAUUUGCUCAUAUCUGGUACUAGCAUAGCAAAUGGAAUUAGAUGUUUGAGGAGAUCAGUGCUGAGCGAAAAAUUCAAGGUGUGUGAUAAAGGAUCCCGUCAAAUGCUGAAUGGCACAAUGCUCCAUGAUAUCUUUCAAAGAGCAACAACGUGUGGGUUUACUGACAGUGUGCUGCAAGAGCUUGCCCAUCACACAGUUCAUGGACCGAAGUAUCUAAAAGAAAUGUAUCAGUUGAAAUUAAAUCAAGCUGAUGUUAUGGGAGAAAUACAAGAAUAUCUUCCAUCACUCUCUAAAUGGGCAACUGAUUUUAUGACGCAUCCUCUCAAUCAACAACAAAUAAAUAGAACAAAAUCAACAGCUGGAGAUCCCACAGAGACAACUAAAGUUUCAGAGUUUCUAGACAUUGAGGAAAAUAUUUGGUCCCCAAGGUUUGGUCUAAAAGGCAAAAUUGAUGUAACAGCUAGGGUAAAAAUACACCAGAAAUCUAAAGCUCAUUUAAAAAUAAUGCCUCUGGAGCUUAAAACCGGCAAAGAAUCAAACUCUAUAGAACACAGGAGUCAGGUUGUUUUGUAUACCCUUUUAAGUCAGGAGAGGAGAGAAGAUCCAGAAGCCGGUUUACUUUUAUAUCUUAAGACCGGAAAUAUGUACACUGUACCUGGAAAUCGGCUUGACAGAAGAGAGCUAUUAAAAAUUAGGAAUGAGUUAUCCUAUUACCUGACAAAUGUUCUACAUAAAUCAGACAAUGGAAGUAAAGAAACCACACUAGCUUCUCUGCCAACCAUGAUUGCUGAUAGACAAGCUUGCAAAUAUUGCUCACAGAUGCGGAACUGUGCCCUUUAUAACAGAUCUGUUGAGCAACAAACUGAGAAUUGUUACAUACCUCCUGAAAUGAUUCCAGUUGUUCAGAAAGAGACCGAACAUUUAACUGAGGAUCAUUUGCAGUACUUUAGGCUGUGGUAUCUCAUGUGCACAUUGGAGGCAAAUUCAAAGGACUCAAAAAUGGGACGGAAAAAUAUAUGGAUGAUGUCGUCUUCCGAAAGAGAAGAAGAUGGGCAAUGCAUUGGGAACCUUAUUAGGACAGGACAUGUACAAACCAUUUCUGAUGUACAGUAUCUACAUUCCUUUCAGCGUAGAUCUGGUAGUGUCCCUGCAACAAACUUGGCAUCAGGUGACAGAGUUGUAGUAAGUGGAGAGGAAAGGUUUCUUGCUCUGUCAACUGGCUACAUAAAAGAAGUCAAAGAUAAAAACAUCACUUGCAUCUUGGACAGGAGUCUUGUCAAGCUCCCUGAGGAUUUGUUAUUUAGGCUUGAUCAUGAAGAAGGAGGAGGAGGUUUAGAGUUCCAUCUUGGAAACUUAUCAAGGCUGAUGGAGAACUCAUCUGUAAGUGAAAAACUGCGGAAAUUGAUCAUUGACUUUAGCAAACCAAAUUUUGUUCAGCAUUUAAGCUCCAUUCUUCCUCCUGAUGCAAAGGAUAUUGUUGCUUCCAUUUUAAGAGGCCUUAACAAACCUCAGAAGCAGGCAAUGAAACGUGUUCUCCUUUCUAAAGAUUACACUCUUAUUGUCGGCAUGCCUGGAACUGGGAAAACCACUACUAUAUGUACCCUGGUGAGAAUUUUGUAUGCUUGUGGGUUCAGUGUGCUGCUAACCAGUUACACACACUCUGCUGUAGAUAACAUCUUAUUGAAAUUGAAAAAAUUCCAAGUGGGCUUUCUGCGUUUAGGGCGGACACAGAAGCUCCACCCAGAUGUUCAGGAAUUCAGUGAAGAAGAAAUCUGCAAAGCCAAGUCAAUAAAAUCUUUAAGUGCUUUAGAAGAACUCUACAAUAGUCAGCCAGUUGUUGCAACAACAUGUAUGGGUGUGAAUCAUCCAAUUUUUACACGAAGGCGGUUUGACUUCUGCAUUGUUGAUGAAGCAUCCCAAAUUAGUCAGCCAAUUUGCCUUGGCCCUUUGUUCUUUGCCGACAGAUUUGUUCUAGUGGGCGACCAUCAACAGCUUCCUCCAUUAGUGAAAAGUGCAGAAGCAAGAGAGCUGGGUAUGAGUGAGAGUCUUUUUAAACGGCUGGAAAGGAAUCAAGAGGCUGUGGUGCAGCUGACUGUACAAUAUCGAAUGAAUAGUAAGAUUAUGGCACUGAGCAACAAGCUGGUGUAUGAAGGCAGACUGGAGUGUGCCUCUGACCGUGUAUCUAAUGCUGUAGUUCAGCUACCGCAUAUUAAGACUUUACUACUGGAGCUGGAGUUCAGAGAGAGCCAGGAAUCAAUGUGGAUUAAAGAUGUAUUGGAGCCAAGUAAUCCUGUGUGCUUUCUGAAUACAGAAAAAAUUCCAGCCCUGGAAACGGAGGAGAAGGGCGGGAUCAGUAAUUGGAUAGAAGCUAAACUGGUGUUCCAUUUGACAAAGCUGUAUCUAAAGGCCGGCUGCAAACCCUCCGACAUUGGGAUCAUAGCGCCAUAUCGUCAGCAACUUAAAAUGAUCUCUAAUUAUUUCAACUCAUUGUCAGCCAGUGCCGUGGAGGUGAAUACAGUGGAUAAAUAUCAAGGGAGAGACAAAAGUGUUAUCAUUGUGUCCUUCGUUAGAAGCAAUAUUGAUGGAAAACUUGGAGACCUUUUAAAGGACUGGAGAAGGCUAAACGUGGCACUGACACGGGCCAAACACAAGCUGAUCAUGUUGGGCUGUGUUCCAACCCUUAACCGCUUUGACUGCCUGGAGCAGCUGAUAUGUUAUCUAAAGACUGAAAAUCAAAUUUAUGAUCUUCCAGAAGGUGCCCAUGAGCAUUUCCCUGUAUGA
Xenopus laevis (African clawed frog) is the source of this 3162-nucleotide messenger RNA. It is a transcript of the gene dna2.S, whose product is annotated as DNA replication helicase/nuclease 2 S homeolog. Gene Ontology annotation, molecular function: helicase activity; 5'-flap endonuclease activity; ATP hydrolysis activity. The record is from RefSeq and is marked provisional. Gene Ontology annotation, biological process: DNA metabolic process; replication fork reversal. Gene Ontology annotation, cellular component: mitochondrion; nucleus; cytoplasm. NCBI's taxonomy places the organism in Eukaryota, Metazoa, Chordata, Amphibia, Anura, Pipidae.